AUGAUAAUGAGAUUUGCUUUAAUAUUCAUUUUCUUGGUUUUGCUACUUACCAAAGUAGCAUUAGCAUCUAAUUCUACAGCUAUUCCUAUAGCAAAACCUGGGUGUAACGACACCUGCGGACAGGUUAGGGUCCCUUACCCUUUUGGAAUUGGACCCGAUUGUUACCGGGAUUCGUGGUUUGAGGUGCUUUGCAAUGAAACUUUGAGCCCUCCAACAACUUUAGUGAAAAAGAUAAAUAUGGAGGUCUUGAAUUUUUCUUAUGUUCCCGAGUAUACUAGCAUUGAGUUCGUUCGCGUGAAGAGUCCAGUAAUUUCUAAGAAUUGUUCACCCAGGGAAACCGAGCAAAGGGUGAAUUUAACAGGCAGCCCUUUCUUCUAUUCAGAGACGAGAAACAAAUUCGUAGCUGCAGGAUGCAACAACAGAGCUUUAAUGGCAGGAAUUAAUCCCACAAUUGUUGGGUGUGAAUCAGAUUGUAUUAAUGGCGACACACUCUUUGGAAGUCCUGGCCCUGAUAAAACUUGCAACAGUGGUACAUGCUGUGAGACUGUCAUACCAUCUGAUCUGAAAACAUUUAAUGCCACAUUUGAGAGAAAUGAGCCUGAAGGAUGCCAGCUAGCCUUCCUGGUAGAUCAACAGUGGUUUGACUUUAGUAUAGAAAACUCCUCCCGUUUGCAAAAUACGGAGUAUGUUCCAGCUUUGCUUGAUUGGUCACUACCCCCUGAAGAUUACGGCACAAGUAAUUACUCAGGGCGACUUUAUUGCAGUUAUGGUUAUUGGGGGAAUCCAUAUCUUCCUUAUGGAUGUCAUGAUAUUGAUGAAUGCCUGGAGGACAAGAGACGAUGUGGGGACGACACUUGUGUGAAUAAACCAGGGCACUUUGUGUGUGAAGGAAGCAGAACUUGGAUUAUUGCUUUAGGUCUAGGUCUAGGUUUUGGAAUUCUUUGCUUGGUGGUUGGUGGAUGGUUGUUGUACAAGUUUUUAAAGAAGAGGAGGGAAGUGAAGCUCAAGGAAAAGUUCUUUAAACGUAGUGGCGGAUUCUUAUUACAACAACAAAUGUUUUCACACAAAGGAAGCUUGGAGAAAACCAAGAUAUUUACCUCCAAGGAGUUGGAUAAAGCAACUGAUAAUUUCAACAAGAAUAGAGUGCUCGGGCAAGGCGGACAAGGUACUGUUUACAAAGGAAUGCUGGUUGAUGGGAGAAUCGUUGCAGUUAAAAAGUCCAAAGCAAUGGUUGCAGAGACAGUUGAAGAGUUCAUUAAUGAAGUUGUCAUCCUUUCUCAAAUUAAUCAUAGAAAUGUCGUCAAACUAUUAGGAUGUUGUUUGGAGACUGAGGUUCCAUUACUGGUUUAUGAAUUCAUUCCCAAUGGUACACUUUUUCAAUAUCUGCAUGACCAAAGUGAGGAGUUCCCAUUACCAUGGGGAACACGACUAAGAAUUGCCAAAGAAACCGCAGAAGCCAUUUCGUAUUUGCAUUUUUCGGCCUCCAUUCCAAUUUAUCAUCGAGACAUCAAGUCCACGAAUAUCUUGUUAGAUGAAAAGUUCAAGGCAAAGGUUUCAGAUUUUGGGACAUCAAGAUCGAUUUCUGUCGAUCAAACUCACUUGACACACGUGCAAGGUACAUUUGGGUACCUAGACCCGGAGUAUUUUCAAUCAAGUCAAUUUACAGAAAAAAGUGAUGUCUACAGCUUUGGAGUUGUCUUGGUGGAGUUACUAACAGGUGAAAAGCCAAUUUUAUCUCUAAAAAUGGCAGAUAAAAGUAGAAGUUUGGCCACACACUUCAUUGCAUCAAUGGAAGAAAACAGAGUGUUGGAAAUUAUUGAUGGUCGAGUGGAGAAACAGGCAAAAGUUGAGGAGCUAAUGAUGGUAGCUAAACUUGCAUACCGAUGCUUGAGCUUGAGCGGAAAGAAGCGGCCAACAAUGAAAGAAGUUGCUAUGCAGUUAGAGCAGAUUAUGCCAUUGCCAAAGCAAAAUGAUUCCAAUGUUGAUCAUCAUCACGGCCGGGAAGAGAUAAACUAUUUAAAAUUGGAUUUACCUUUCCCUUUGGAAUCUUCUUCUUUGACAGAUUCAAGUCUUUUCUCUGGAACUUCUUGUUCCACAGAAAAGGAGCCACUUGUUUAGAUGCUAGCAAAACAAUGUGAUUGUAAA
This is a messenger RNA of Gossypium raimondii (Peruvian cotton), 2145 nucleotides long. Its product is annotated as wall-associated receptor kinase-like 22. Gene Ontology annotation, molecular function: ATP binding; calcium ion binding; protein serine/threonine kinase activity. The record is from RefSeq and is a predicted model, not a curated record. Gene Ontology annotation, biological process: cell surface receptor signaling pathway; protein phosphorylation. Gene Ontology annotation, cellular component: plasma membrane. Lineage: Eukaryota; Viridiplantae; Streptophyta; Magnoliopsida; Malvales; Malvaceae.